Molecule: messenger RNA, 1476 nt
Organism: Canariomyces notabilis
Lineage: Eukaryota; Fungi; Ascomycota; Sordariomycetes; Sordariales; Chaetomiaceae
Product: ubiquinone biosynthesis hydrox
Exons: 2
Coding region: 1-1476 (491 amino acids)
Biological process (GO): ubiquinone biosynthetic process
Cellular component (GO): mitochondrion
Molecular function (GO): FAD binding; 2-octaprenyl-6-methoxyphenol hydroxylase activity; oxidoreductase activity, acting on paired donors, with incorporation or reduction of molecular oxygen, NAD(P)H as one donor, and incorporation of one atom of oxygen
Source: RefSeq, a predicted model, not a curated record
AUGGGCACACUGGUUGCGGCCCGGGCGGCAUAUGUGUGUCGGACUUGCGCACAGCACUUCCACAAGCAAUUGGGGCUACGGCGAGGGUAUUCGAGUUCGGCUGCUCAACCAGACAUUUACGAUGUGGUAUGUGUCGGUGGAGGGCCCGCGGGUCUCAGUCUCCUUACGGCACUGCGGUCGAAUCCCAUCACUUCGCACCUCCGAAUCGCCCUCGUUGAGGCACAGGACCUGGCCAAGAUGAAGUCCUGGAAGCUCCCGCGGGACAGCUUCUCCAACAGAUGCAGCUCCCUAACUCCCUCCUCUGCCAUGUUUCUCGACAGAAUCGGUGCCUGGAAACAUAUGGAGCGCGACCGAGUUCAGGAAUACCAGGAGAUGCAAGUCUGGGAUGGCGUGACUGGCGCUCGAAUCGAGUUCGAUUGGGCCCCUGGCUCAACCUCUCCUGCCGGGACUACAAUUGCAUACAUGAUCGAGAACCUCAACCUUACAUCAGGCCUUCUGAGGCGGCUCGAGGAACUGGGCGGCGUCUCCACAUUUGACAACGCAAGGGUCGAGAAGAUCUCCUACGGCGAGGAGACUGAAGAGCUGGACCUGCGAGAGUGGCCGUUGGUCCAUUUAUCAGGGGGCAAGCAGCUCGCCGCUCGGCUCCUUGUUGGGGCGGAUGGCGCAAACAGCCCCGUGCGCACAUUCGCCGGCAUUCCAGCUCGUGGUUGGGACUAUGGCCGUCACGGUGUCGUUGCCACCCUUGAGCUGGAAGGGGAGGGCUGGGGUGGAGCCAAUACUAAGAUUGCCUACCAGAGGUUCCUCCCUACGGGGCCUGUCGCCUUGCUUCCUCUACCAGGCAACCAUUCGACUCUUGUAUGGUCGACAACGCCAAGCAACGCGUCGCUGCUCAAGAGCCUGUCAGCCGAGGACUUCGUUGCCAUGGUGAACGCCGCCUUCCGGUUGACCCCAACAGACCUGGAGUACAUGCACACCCAGGGCUCAGGCCAGGCUGAUGAGUACUCCUGGAGACUGCAGCAUACCAAGUUUGAUACUUGGGCAGUUCCGCAGGCCGUCACCGGGGUCCAGGAAGGGAGCAUUGCCUCGUUCCCGCUGAAGCUGCGGCAUGCGGACACGUACAUCGGAGAGCGCGUGGCUCUUGUUGGCGACGCGGCUCAUACCAUCCACCCGCUUGCAGGACAAGGCCUAAACCAAGGGCAGGGUGACGUGCAGAGUCUGGCUAAUACUAUCGAGUACGCCGUCAGCCACGGAUGGGAUAUCGGCGUUGCCAUGUCGCUGGAGCCCUACCUCUCCGAGCGGUACGCUGCAAACCAUGUGCUCCUUGGAGUCUGCGACAAGCUCCACAAGUUGUACUCGGUUGGCAGCGGGCCUCUGGUGCACCUCAGAUCGGCGGGUUUGAGCGCCGUCAACGCCCUAACGCCGCUCAAAGCCUUCCUCAUGAGGCAGGCUGCUGGAAAUGGGAUCAAGGUCUUUUGA